AUGAAUGAUAAUCAACAGUUGUUGUUCGUAUUAUUUGGAAACACCGACGGUUUUAUAUUCUUACCGAAUCCUGAAAAUACAAAGUUACUUAAUAAUUCAAUAACAUCCGAAACAAUAAGAAAUUAUGAUAUAGACUACGGGCUCGGCGUGUCUACGUAUUUACGACAUGAAAAUUUAUUUAUCGUUAUUGAACCCGACGACGUCGAAAGUCGAUUAGAAUCGAUUCCUCAAAUAGUGGAUUUAAUCGUAACGUUAAACAUCGACAUUCCGAAAGUUUUGCUCUUUUGCCGAGGUUCCAUAGUGAUUGGUUCAUGA
This is a messenger RNA of Macrosiphum euphorbiae (potato aphid), 315 nucleotides long. The record is from the annotation of a GenBank genome assembly. NCBI's taxonomy places the organism in Eukaryota, Metazoa, Arthropoda, Insecta, Hemiptera, Aphididae.